UGCCAAAUAUUCUGCCAUUUUCUUCAUGAAUUGUGAUUGUAAUUUGUUGUUUUAAGCUUCAGUGUUUCUUGAUUUCGCGAAUGUUUUAAAGGAGCAUGUGCUGCUUUUCUGGUGCAUAUCCCCGAGCAUAAUGAAAAUCUUCCUUUAUGUUUAUGUUAUGUUCUCAGGACAUGUAUAAAAAGGCAGCUGAGUUCUGGGCCGAGCUUAGAGUGGAAUUGCUGUCAGCUGGUGCAUUUCUCAGUGAUGAUAAGCCCUCUUCUAAUCAGCUCUGGAGACUUUACUGGGCUAAUCAUCAGCGCUUCUUUAGACACAUGUGUAUGUCCGCUAAGGUAUCUGCAGUAGUUAGAAUCGCAAAGGAAGCAUUGGCAGAAAGUAAAUGUAUAGUCGUAGGCCUUCAGAGCACUGGAGAAGCAAGAACAGAGGAAGCUGUUUCAAAAUAUGGUCUUGAACUUGAUGAUUUUGUUUCUGGACCUCGUGAGUUGUUACUUAAAUUUGUAGAAGAGAAUUAUCCGUUGCCUGAAAAACCUGAACCACUUCCUGAGGAAAGUGUCAAAGAGCUUCAACGAAAGAGACACUCUGCAGCACCUGGUGUAUCAUUUAGAGGGAGAGUGAGAAAAGCUGCUAAAUGGCAAACGAAUGAUCAAAGGAGUGAUGAAGAAUCAGAUACUGAUUCCGAAUAUGAAUCUACCGAGUCCGAUGACGAUGAAUUUCAGAUCUGUGAUAUUUGUAAUUCGGAGGAGGAGAGGAAAAAAUUGCUCCAGUGUUCCUGUUGUAGCCAACUUGUACAUCCGACAUGUUUAAUUCCACCUGUUACAGAGUCAGUUUCUGCGGAUUGGUGUUGCCAUUCUUGCAAGGAAAAGACAGAUGAAUAUAUCCAAGCAAGACAUGCCUAUGUUGCUGAACUUUUGAAAAGGUAUGAAGGGGCUGUUGAAAGAAGGUCCAAAAUUUUGGAUAUAAUUCGUUCUUUGGAUCUUCCAAAUAAUCCGUUGGAUGAUAUUAUUGAUCAGCUUGGGGGCCCAGAGAAAGUGGCAGAAAUAACAGGGAGAAAGGGCAUGCUCGUGAGGGCGUCUGGUGGAAAAGGUGUCACCUAUCAGGCACGAAACACGAAGGAUGUAUCCAUGGAAAUGGUUAAUAUACAUGAGAAGCAGCUUUUCAUGGAUGGGAAGAAGCUGGUAGCUAUAAUUUCUGAAGCUGGGUCAGCUGGAGUUUCUUUGCAAGCUGAUAGAAGGGCUUUAAACCAGAGAAGAAGGGUCCAUUUGACUUUGGAAUUACCUUGGAGUGCUGAUCGGGCAAUUCAGCAGUUUGGAAGAACUCAUCGCUCAAAUCAAGCUUCUGCACCUGAGUAUAAGCUACUUUUUACUAAUCUUGGUGGAGAACGGCGGUUUGCAUCUGUGGUUGCUAAGAGACUUGAAUCACUUGGGGCACUGACUCAGGGAGAUCGUCGAGCUGGACUAUCUCUUAGUGCUUAUAACUAUGAUAGUUCCUUUGGGAAGAGGGCCCUGAUGAUGUUGUAUAGAGGGAUCAUGGAGCAGGAUCCUUUGCCACUUGUACCACCAGGUUGUUCUGCUGAUAAACCAGAUGCUUUACAGGAUUUCAUUUUGAAGGGGAAAGCUGCGCUUGUUUCUGUUGGAAUAAUAAGAGACUCCGUUCUUGGUAAUGGAAAGGACUCUGGAAAGCUUUCUGGCCGUAUAGUUGAUUCGGACAUGCAUGAUGUUGGGCGUUUCCUUAACAGGCUCUUGGGAUUGCCACCUGAAAUCCAAAAUAGGCUUUUUGAGUUAUUUGUCAGCAUUCUUGAUCUUUUAGUUCAGAAUGCACGCCUUGAAGGACAUUUAGACUCUGGAAUUGUUGAUAUGAAAGCUACCACUGUUGAACUACAAGGGACGCCAAAGACUGUUCAUAUUGACAACUUGUCCGGGGCUUCAACCAUAUUGUUUACUUUUACAUUGGAUCGUGGACUCAUUUGGGAGUCAGCGUAUGCGUUGCUUGAAGAGAAGCAAAAGGAUGAGUCUAGUUCAACUAAUAGUGGAUUCUAUGAAUCCAAACGAGAAUGGUUGGGAAGAUGGCAUUUUCUAUUAGCAUUUGAAGGUUCUGCUUCAGGAAUGUACAAGGUAUUUCGUCCAACUGUUGGAGAGGCCCUUAGGGAGAUGCCCCUCGCAGAAUUGAAAGACAAGUACCGGAAACUAUCUUCCUUAGAAAAGGCCCGUCAUGGAUGGGAAGAUGAAUAUGACGUUUCAUUGAAACAGUGUAUGCAUGGCCCAAAAUGUAAGCUAGGCAGUUUCUGCACAGUCGGUAGAAGAUUACAAGAAGUUAAUGUGUUAGGUGGGCUUAUACUUCCUGUGUGGGGAACUGUUGAGAAGGCGCUCUCUAAGCAAAUUUGGCAUGGGUCCAAGAUGUUGACGAAUGAGAGAAGCGCAAUUAAGUUUUUUUGUGCCAAGUAUAGAUUAUUGCAAAAGUUGGUGGAAUGGCCUAAGCAAGAUGGAGUUGUCAUUAUACGCUUUCAGAAUGAAGCGCAUUGUAUGGUGGUAGAAAAGCAGUCUUUGUUACAAGGUCCAGGGAAUGAGAUUGGGGCACCCUCGCAUCGCUGUCAUAAUUCUUUUGCAUCAUUUUUUCGGAAUAUCCAUUCCUUGUAAAUUAAUUCAUCUAAAUCAUAGGGCAAUUUUGGGGUUGCUGGAAAUUCUGCCACAGUUUUGUAUCUAACCGUCAAAAUAUACAGUAUUAGAAUUCAAUACAGUUUCCUGUCAGUUCAUCUGUGUCAGCCAAAAGACCAGCUAAAUGAUGCAAUUUGAGUAAUGACUUGUUGGCAACUAAAAGCAGGCCAUGUUUA
Molecule: messenger RNA, 2824 nt
Organism: Nicotiana tabacum (common tobacco)
Lineage: Eukaryota; Viridiplantae; Streptophyta; Magnoliopsida; Solanales; Solanaceae
Source: RefSeq, a predicted model, not a curated record